Molecule: messenger RNA, 2674 nt
Organism: Humulus lupulus (European hop)
Lineage: Eukaryota; Viridiplantae; Streptophyta; Magnoliopsida; Rosales; Cannabaceae
Exons: 2
Coding region: 1345-1938 (197 amino acids)
Source: RefSeq, a predicted model, not a curated record
CUUCAAAGGACCGUACGACAACAUAAUACAAUCAUAUAUUUCAAACAUAUACCCAAAGGGACAGAGAGGCUUACCUUGCAGAUUUUUGGCGAUUGGGCUCCUUCUUCAGCUGGCUUCUGGCUUCUGCAUUUGUUUUUUUUUUUCCUUUGGCAAUUUCUGUAAGUCAUGAAAUGGGGCUGACUUUGAUUUUUUAUGCCCAUUAUUGUUGGUGAACUUUGUUGUUUUGAAAAACUUGUGUGUAUUUAUGUAUAUAGAUAUGUAUAUAUACACAUAUUUGGCGAAUAUUAUUUCAGUUUACUAGGCAUUUUCAGGAGCUAUUUCAUUUUUCUUAUAUUUGGGUCUCUCUUUCUAAUUUGAAGGAUUUGAAGCUUGAGCUUCUUUUUAUUGUAUUAAGGUUGACCGAAGCAAAAUAUGUCCAAGUUCAAGUAUUGAACUGCCACUAAUGGUGAAUGUAGAGUUUUGAAUUGAUGAAUUUAGACUUUGCUAUAGAGCGAAGUUCUCAUGCUAUGGGAUAUAUGGACAAUGCCGUGGAGAACAAUGAGAGUUUUUUUGUCAAAUUGUCUGAUUGAGGAUGUUGAGAGCGAUGGGAUCCCAAUGGGGGUUCCAUUUGACCGAGUUACUCUUGUGAAAAAUCUUGAUUGUGACAAAAUAGAUAUGGGCGCAACACUUUUUGGGAAUGGAGAGGAGCCAGAGACAAUAGGUUUCAUGAUUGGUCCAUCAGGUGGUGAACAUUAUGAAUGUCAGGUUGAGUGCUCCAGUCGUCCUACUGGGUUCCUUAACGUAAACCCUGAAUGCACCUUGACAAGUAGAGAUUUGCAAAACUGGAGAGUUGCUUAUAAUAUACCUUCAAAUUUGGAAAUGAGAUUGCCUAAAUCUUAUGAGAGGGCUGACUGGGAUAUGGGAGAUUAGGUGUGUCUUUACAAGGAAGCUUUUGAUUGUGGAUUUCGGUUCCCUUUCACUCCUUUGGUGACCGAGAUACUUAGUCUCUAUGAAAAUCCCCUGGGCAACUUAUGCCAAAUAGUUGGAGACUGCUCCUAAGCCUUGAGCAAUUUAUUGAAAGGUUUGGUAUUAUAGUAGAUCCCCUAAUUUUUAGGAAAUGUUAUUAUGCUAAAGAGCACGAUAGAGAGAAAGGUCAAGUACAGUUCGUUUGUCGCUCUAGGAAAAAACCAGUUUGACUAAGGCUGAUGAUUCAGCCUGGAAGGAAGCAUAUUGCUUUUUUAGAGGUAGUGGUUUGUUUGAGCCGGGGGUUGAAAGGAGUUUUCCAUUCUCUUGGCGGAUCUUGAGUGAGUGUUGAAUUGUGUGCUUUUAUUGUGACGAAUACGUAUGUUUUAUUAAUGUUGAUGUAUGGUUUCUGGUGCAGAUACAGACCUUGGUGCUCAACCUCACAUGGACGAGCUAGUUGAUCAAAUUAUUGAGGAUAUUGAAUUUAUAAAAGAGGAGCAUCGUAAUUUCAGAAAGUUUCUUCCCAAAGAUUGUCGGCAAAAAUCACAAGACAGUUACGACGAAGGUAUCUCUGAACUUCAAUCCCUUGAACACAUUCACAUCCUUGUUUUGACUCAAGAACUUGAUAAGGUUGGAAUUGAGUUUACUGUUUUGACUCACUUGACCAAAGAGCAACGUAUGUUUGCAGACAAGAUGUCUAAAAAAAGAGUGAUCAAAAUACCCAAAGCUAGUGAUGCUGUGGCUAAAGAUAAACUGACAGCAGUUAAGAGGCCGAAGACAAGCGGGUCCAAACAAGUUUCUGAGGUUGAAUUUUCUGUUAUUCUGCUGACCCAAUCUUCUUUGGGUACAUGUACUACUAUCAAGAGGAAAGUUGACUUUCUUGACCCAGAGGUCCCCGAUGAGACUGUCCUUCGAAUUCCUCAUACUGUGUCGGUUUACUCGAACACUGCAUCGAUUGAAGGACAUGUAAGUGGACUCCUUCAUCCUGCUAAUUGAGAACGACUGAAUGAUCUUGGUUGAGUUGGGGCUGCCAACUAUGGAGUAGCUGAGGCUUACAAGGUAAGGAUGUUGUUUAUUGCCUUAUUAUUGUGUUUAAUCCUUUUAGCUCUUUUUAAACUUGGUUGUAAUGUAAGUAGAUUCUUCAAGCCAUGAUUUACAUUCGAGAAGAUUAUCCUGUCUUGAAGAAGAAGAACAUAAUUUUGGCUAAUAAUAAUGCUUCCCUGAAGCUAGAGAUUGAGAAGCAUGUAGAGAAAGAGCGCCAAUCUGAAGAUCUCAUUAAAUCUCUAAAGGAUGAGCUUGAGAAGGUGAAGCGAGAGCUGAAUAAUGAGAAGAAAAAGGCAGAGGACCUCGCCUCUGAUUUUGAGCAGGUUGCUUUGACUGCUGUUGUCAAGACUCGUGGAGAACUAAUGACAGAGUACAAGGAAGGAAAGUAUGUUGAUUGGGAUGUGGAUGGUGAGAUAGAAACUUACUGUGCCCACAUGGGUUUGGAUGUUGAUAGUGAAGGAGCUGAAAAACUUGAAGAUGCUUCUGUUGCGAAUAUCGAAGAAGCGGCUGCCGAGAUCCAUGAUUUUGGUGCUACAAAGGAUUGUGAAGAACCUCAUGCAAAUGCUUAGUUUCAUUUCAUAUUUUUCUUAGUGGUUCAUGUAUCUGAGUGUUUUGAUUAUUGACAUUUUCCUUGUACAUGUCUCCUUUUUCAAUUCAUCCUUUGUAUUGUUUGCCUAGCGGGGUUCGA